AGUUACUUGAGAGCCCAAGAUGAGCGUAGCAGGGGUGCCUGUCAUCCUAUUCCUGGAAAUCUCUUUGUGGAACACAGUACACAACUCACAGCAUCUUCUACUUGUGGACUAAAUGGAGCUCAGCUACCUGGAGCCUUGUGUGACAGCCACACCACUGAGAAUAGAAUUAAAAAUUACAAACCAGAAAAAGAAAAGAAAUGGUGGCAAUCUGAAAACAGUAUUGAUCAUGUCAGCAUCAAACUGGACCUGGAGGCCCUGUUCCACUUCAGCUACCUCAUUCUGACCUUUAAGACUUUUCAACCUGCUGCAAUGUUAGCAGAAUGUUCCACAGACUUUGGAUGCACCUGGAACGCACUCAAGCAUUCUUCAGAAGACUGUAGUUUCUUCCCUGACAUCAGUGUGGGCCAAGCCCCAGAAGUGAGAGAACUGGUUCGUGAAUCCAGAUACUUGGUUAUUGAACCCUCAACUGGUGUUGGGAUUGUUUUAAAAGUUUUGGAUCCCAGUUUGGAAAUAGAAAACCUGUACAGCCCUAUAUGGAUUAUACCUGUGACAUUAAUAAACUUGAGGAAAAACUUUGCCAAGCUCAACACGCUUAGGGAUACUUCACUUGGAAGGAAGCAAAAUGGUUCCCUUGAUAAAUACUGUUCUGCUGUGGGAUGGUCUCAACACUGUUCUGCUCUUUACAAGAUGGUUGUUCUGGGAAGCUGCUUUGGCAGUGGCCAUGGUAGUGAAGGUAACCCUCUGCAGAAGGUAUAUGGGGAUUUUUUCAGCCCUCCAGGAAUGCGUGACAUGGCUGUGUAUGAGGCAAACAGAGGCCUCAGCCAGGGCAUACCUGAGCACUGCCAGCUCUCUGUGACCAAUGCACACUACCCCCUUUUCUACAAGGACCUGCUCAAGAGCAUCUUGGAUCCUUAGGUGUGUCUUUCUUGUGAAUGUGACCCUAAUGGGACCUUAUGUGGUGGCCUUUGUGUGAGCUACUCUGAUCCUGCCACAAGGUUUGUGGCCAUCCAGUGCCUGUGCAAAGAGAAUGUACAAGGAGCCAACUGUGACCAGUGCCAGCACAAUCACUUCAGAUUGAGUAGCUCUGGCCUCCUAGGUUACCAGGUUUACAACCAUCACCCCCUUGGGAGGCUGACACUACUACCCACUUGUGACAUGAAAACAGGCCAAUGUUCUUGCCACACCCAUGCCACCAGACCACGCUUUGAAGAGUGUAUUGUGCUUAUUUUCCAGUGCUUGCCUAAGGACGGGUAGUGUGAAUGCAACCCACAGAUCAAAGGUCAUACCUGCAUAGAACCAGCCCCCAGCUUCUUCUUUGUCCUUUUGAAUUUCUAUCUCUAUGAAGCAGAGGAAGCUAUGCCCAUCUAAGGACUCGCACCUUUGGUUUAUAUUUCCUUUCCUGGGAACCCUGUUACAUGAACUGGACAUGGAUUUGCCAGGGUUCUCCCUGGAGGUGGCCUGAGAUUUCUUGUCAACAACUUUCCUUUUCCCAUGGAUUUCACCAUAGCUGUUCACUAUGAAGCCCAGGAAGCUGACUGGGCUAUUCAGGUCAUAGUCAACACCCCUAGAGGAAACAAGCACUGUACACAUAAGAAGCUACAAGGAUCAGCUCCAGCUUUUGCUUUACCAGCUACUGCCAGAAUCAUGUUGCCUCUCACACCAGUCUAUUUAGAAGCAGAUGUGCCAUAUUCUAGACCUCUAUUUUCUCAGCCUUUGGAAGGAGAGUCCCUCGCUCAUUCUCAAAUCUUGGUUGUUCUUGAGCAGGAUGUAGCUGAAUAUGAGCUGCAAAACUAUGUUGAAAUGGCCUGGGUGGGACCUUAAGUGCUCCCAGCAGUGUGUGAAAGGCCCUUGGUCAGCAUGUCUGCACAGCUGCACAAUGGGGCCAUGGCCUGCCAGUGUCACUCACUCUCAUGGUUAACUGGGUCCAGUUGCAGCCCAUUUGGAGGCCAGUGUCAGUAUAAACUCAUGUCGUGGAGCACUGCUACGACAGGUGCUCAGCUGGAAGCAUACCAUCCCCAAGGCUCUAAGAACACUAUACGUGACCAAAUAACUGGCCUGUGCCCUGUCGGAGAGUUGACUGGCCACCAUUGUGACCAGUACCUGGUGGGCUACUUCUGGUUCCCCAGCUGCUUCCCUUGCCCUUGUAAUGAGUUUACUGAACUUUAUGAUCCAGACACAGAGUCAUGUGUUAAUUUUGGAGGCUUUACAACUUGUAUAAACUGUGAAAGGUGUCAAUGAAAUUACUAUGAAAAUCCUUCUUUAGGACAAUCCUGUUGUCCUUGCCUAUGUCCAGUUGUUCCCUUAAGCAAUGAGUAUUUUACUCACUCCUGUUACCAGAACUCUUGGAGCUCAGGUAUAACCUGUUGCAUUCAAGGUGUUUGGGAAGAUCAAAGGUCCUACCAUCCUCCUGGAGUGAGUUCAACUGCAUACCCUCCUGAUGGGAGAGCUUGCCUCUAUGACCCUGUCACUGGAGCAUGCCCUUGUCUGCCACAUGUCACAGGCCUUCAUGACCAUUGUGCUGAUGGAUACUAGAAUCUGAUCUCUGGCAAAGGGUGUCAGUCAUGUGACUAUGGCCUCUAGACCUCUAAAAGCAGCCUCUGUGACCAGCUUACAGGCCAAUGUCCACGCAAACCAGGUCAUGACAGGACAUGCUGCAGUGAGUGUGAAGAAAACUAUUACAUCAAUACAUCUGGAAAAUGCAUUUCAUGUGACUGCAACAAGGAAGGAGCCCUGAGGCCUGUCUGUGAUGCAGACACUGGCAUGUGCCAUUGCCAGGAUGUCAGUGGCCAGGGGUGUGAUCACUGCACCCAGGGUCAUGGCCAGGAAUUCCCUUCUUGUGUUUGUCUUCGGUGUCACUUGUGCUUUGAUCACUGAGACCAUACCAUGUCACCCCUCUCCAAAGCAGUGCAAGGGUUAAUUGGGCUGCCUGCUAACAUGGAAGAUAAAAGAUAGAGCCUGCCUGUCUCUGAAGUGGACUUCAAAGGCCUCAGAGAGAACAUAUCUACCAUAGACAUUUUGAAACAACCUGUUCUCUUAUCUGAGGAAUUGUUGAAAGUCAAAGAUUUAUAUGAGUCUGUGAGAUAAGAUUUAAAAUAAAUCAUGCUGCUAAGUGAGCAACUGAAAACAGUGUAUGAAUUUUAAGAUCUGAAAGAAACCAUGACAAGAAUGAGGAAUGAAACAGACUUCUUGCUUGAAAAUCUUCAGGAGGAAAUUGAUGCACAAUCCAACAUCCUUAAUACAAGCAUCCUGGAUGCCUCAGAAAACAUGAAGAAAUACUAUGGCAUAUUAACAGCUGCUAAGAGGACUAAUGAGACAGGCUCCAUCAUAGACAACCCUGAAAACACCAGGAUCAGCUUAUAUCUUAUCUUACAGACACUGACCCAAAAAGAAAACUUAUGGAAAAAAUUGAAGCAGAAUAAGAUCCCAGACAUCCAAAUAUUGAAUGAUAAGGUGUGUGGGCAACCAGGGAACUUUUCGUGUAGUUGUUUACCAUACAAGGGUGCUCUCUGCACCAGCCCUGAGGAUAGGCUGUGUGGUGGCCCCAGCUGUCAAGGUGUUCUGACUCUCCUAAGUACUGCCUUCCAGGAAGCCCAGGAAACAGAAUCUGUGAUUCAGAAUUUGGACAGCCAGUCCAGAGGGUUGUAAAACCAGAUCAGAAAUAUAAGUAAACUGGUGGGAGUCUCCAAAACCAAUUCCUUACAGCUAAAGGAAAGCAUGCCUGCAGAAGACAUAAAAAGUGUAGCAAAUUGUGUACUUGACAUUCACUUUCCAAUAACAUGGCAAAUUCUAACCCACAAGCUUGACAAAAUACAGAAACUUCUACAACUCUGAGACAACAGUACAGAUGAGGAGAGGCUCACCAAAGCAAAAGAUGAAACCCAAAAGCUAAUAGUGAAGGCAAUGCAGCUGAAAAAGAAACAGAUGUUAAGACUUGAGGAAACACUGAACAGGUUACAACAAGCCCAUAUCACUCCAGGCCAGGCAAAUUCAACUAUCACACAGUUGGCUGCUGAGAUAACAAACAUAAAGAAGAAUGCACUACAAGUUAAAACUCAAGCCAAGAAAAUGAAGGCUCAGCUGGAUUUAGCAAAGUCAACAAAACGAAACAAAACUUGUCAGAGCUGGAGCCAGGAGCAACCCAGCAGGGAGCUUGCUGAACGAAAAAUCAGUGUGUUCAUCUUCAACAUUAUGACAAGCACUAUGGGGCUGACAAAGGAAAUCUUAUGAAGAAGGAGACAGCUCAAAGAUGCUUCAGAGAAGCUUGCUGGAGAUACAAAGGACAAGAUAAAGAGGAUAGCAAGUUUAGAAAAGAAGAUAGAAGAAUUAAGUCUAGGCAAACAAACAAAAAAAAAAAACAAAGCUGACCAACUAAAACAGUUGGAAAAUCAAGUUGUUACUGUUAGAAAUGAAAUUAUUGAAAAAAAAAAGAAACAUGCCACCUGCUAUAAUUAG
Molecule: messenger RNA, 4452 nt
Organism: Peromyscus eremicus (cactus mouse)
Lineage: Eukaryota; Metazoa; Chordata; Mammalia; Rodentia; Cricetidae
Gene: Lamb4
Product: laminin subunit beta 4
Biological process (GO): substrate adhesion-dependent cell spreading; cell migration; basement membrane assembly
Cellular component (GO): laminin trimer
Molecular function (GO): extracellular matrix structural constituent
Source: RefSeq, a predicted model, not a curated record